AUUUGGCAGGCAUCUCUUAAUGGUAGAUUCUGUUAGAAUGUUCUGAAUUUUUUUUGUUUUAAAUUUCACAAACUGCACAAAUUCAAAUUAGAGAGGGUUCUUUUCAUACCCUGAAAACCAGGGAGGCUGCAGGCACCAGCUAAAUGGAAGAUGUUGAGAGCCUUCAAAGAACUUUGGCACUUUGCUGUUGGGAGGUGGGGUCAUGAUGCUCCAGCUGUCCAUGUCUUUACUGUCAGAGAGCAUUAACACCCACAGUGUGUCUGGGUAACAAGUCAGAGUCGGUUGUUGCUAAACAGUAACUGAGCAGAGACUUCACAAGGAAAGGGAUAGGAAAAUGCAGCAGUUUGUGGCUUUGCUACCUUUGUUUUUAUGUUUGCAGAAGACUCCUGAAGUUGGUGCUUAUGCUUCUCUUUCUGCCUGUGGACAUUGCAAUGAAGAAUUUUGUGACUCCGUCACUUGUGCUGCCCCAGAGUUACUCACCAAGGAUGACUGUGGGUGCUGUGACAGAUGUCUUAGUGUGGAAGGAGAAGUGUGUGGGGGACGGGAUGAAAGAAGGGCUCGCUGUGCACCUGGUAUGGUAUGUGUAAGCAGACCCAGCUUUGGCACAGGGGCAUCUUCAUUCUCUGAUGGUACAGGAUUCUGCUUGUGUGAAGAGGAUGGUGCAGUGUGUGGCUCUGAUGGGAAGACCUACUCCAGUGCAUGUGUUCUGCGUUUGCAAAGCUGGAAGUCCCAACAUGAAGGCAAGGGUUCCAUCCACAAGACCCAUGAUGGGGAAUGCAAGUUUGCUCCUUUGAUCAUUGUUUCACCAAGGAAGAUUCACAAUGUCACUGGAUCCCAAGUUUACUUAUCAUGUGAAGUUAAAGCAGUUCCAACCCCCAUCAUCACAUGGAGAAAGGUCACAGAGUCUCCAAAAGGAACAAAACUCUUUGAAGAGUUGCCAGGGGAUAGAGUAAAUGUUGCAGUCCAAGUCCGUGGUGGUCCCUCUCGCCAUGAAUGCACUGGCUGGGUUAUGCUCAGUCCACUGACGAAGGAAGAUGAAGGUACAUACCAAUGUCAUGCAACCAAUAUGGUCGGAGAAACCUGGGCUGAUGGAACUAUAAAAGUCACAGGGCAUAAUGCGCGUAGGAUCAAGAGACGAAACCAUGGUGGUUCUACAAGUAAGGUGUAAUGAGGUCCAGAGAAAGAAACCCUGGUGGAUCUCCUGCUUUUUUAAUGCUGUAUAAGAAGACUUACAAAAUAGUUUUAUACCGUUAUGAUGUUUUUUGUACAAACAGAUGUAAAAUGACAAAAUCAUUGACUUCAGAAGCUCCAGAUCUAACAUUGUAGGUUUACUUUAAAGGAGUACUUCAUCUUUCAAUUCAAUUUUAGUAUGAUGUAGACACUGACAUUUGCAAUUGGUAAUCUUUUUGUGGUUAUUAAAUCUUUAGCUUUUUGUUUAGUAACUCUCCAAUUUGGAAUUUCAGCAGCUAUAUGGUUGCUAUGGUCAACUUUACCUUAGCAGCCAGGCAGUGGUUUGCAGAAGGACUGAAAUGUGAAUAAUAUAAGCAAUAAAAAAUUACAAUAACAUUGUAGAGCAAUAGGUUUUUGUCUAACAAGGUUUCUGCUUCCAUUUGGAAACUGGAAAGAAGCAGAAAAAGUAGGCCAAUAAUUCAAAAACUAUAAAAAUGAAGACCAAUUGAAAAGACCAGUAACAAUGAAAGUGCAGAUAUUAUAUACAUUUAAGGGUGACUAAUCUCCCCAAAAAGCCUUCCCGUCGGCUAGAAUGUAAAUUGCCAGUGGGAUGGCACUCUGAGCGCUUCGUUUUCCAAAGUCGCCCGAAGUUUACUCAUAUGGCAACUUGGUAACGUCGGAAAACAAUGCGUUCCGAGUGCCAUCCCGUCUGUGAUUUAGAUUCUAACUGGCGGGAAGGCUUUUUGGGGAGAUUAGUCACCCGAAGAAGAGGCGAUUUGUUGCCGGGCGACUAAAUCUCCCCAAAUCUUCACUUGUGUCUCCUAAAUGUUCUACCUGUCCAUCCAGGAACUACAAAUAAACAGCUGAUUGGCCCAAAAUGUCCUAUUUUAUAUUAGAGAGACUUUCAAUCUAUAGUCGAGAUCCCUCAACUGUCUCCUAUUUAUCUUCCAGUGUAAGAACUAAACCCAUUGGGGGUCAUUUAUCAACGCUGGGCAAAUUUGCCCAUGGGCAGUAACCCGUGGCAACCAAUCAAAUUGCUGCAUUCAUUGUUCUACUUGCUGCUGGCUUCAAAAAGCUUAUCACUGAUUGGUUGCUAUAGGUAACUGCCCAUGGGCAAAUUUGCCCAGUGUUGAUAAAUGAGCCCCAUUGUAUUCUACAGAACUUAUCUGAUAUCAGCUGUUUAAACAUGAAAAUUUUUGUCCUAUUCAGCUUGAAUGGCUGCCCUUAAAUGCAUAUAAAACAAUUUCCUUUUUUGGUGUUACUGUUCCUUCAAGAAUAAACAUUCAAUAACAUAUUAAAAAAAGUACCUUAAGGUGAAUUAUACCUUUAAUGCCACAAAUUAUUUGUCUGAACACCAGUCCUAGUUGGCAUAUUAAAGUAUAUGCUGAACUGAGCUCAUAUCUGGGACAGAUCUUCCUAUGACUGUCAACUAUAUGCCUUGCAAGUAAAAAUCACAUAAAAUCCAGGCUUCACAUUCACUAUGCCAAUUCGAAAUUGAGUGAGUUUUACAUUUCCAAUUUUGCCUUGUAUUUCUACCAGUCCCCCAAAACUAAUUUGGUGUGUAAAAAGAAAUGUAUUUGCUGACUGUUUUUUUUAUAGAAAUAUUGGACCAAUUUUUUAAAGUGCUGCCAAAUGCAGAAUCUAAGGCCUCCUUACCAUUGUUAAACACAUGAAAAACUACUUUAUAGACCAGCACUAUUGUUGUUCAGAAUGCCAGUCUGUUAAUCGAUUGUUGCAGGAUUUGCAAUCUUUGCAUUCAAAAUUUCAAGUACAUACUAUUAGUAAAAUGAAGGGCUUUUAUAAUACCUUUUAUAUUAAUGUUAUUAUUUUAUAUCUGCUUUGUUUUACUGUGAAUGCGCAACUUGAUUUAUAAAAUUGAAUAGGUACAGACAUUUGCUCAGUGUUAUUUCUAUGAAGCAUGCUACAUAGUCAUAUCUGUAAUAGACAUUGAGAUACAGUAUAAGUUAAUAUAACUGUUUUCUUGUCUGUAAAACAUCAGAAAAGGGGAACUGAUUUGUAUAUGAUAAUUAUCUUUGCCAUUAAUAGUAAAAUGUAUGCAUUUUCUUUGCUUUAACUUAGCAUUUCCUUUUAAAUCAUCAUUUUGAAUUAAAUACUUAUCUAAA
Xenopus laevis (African clawed frog) is the source of this 3293-nucleotide messenger RNA. It is a transcript of the gene igfbpl1.L, whose product is annotated as insulin like growth factor binding protein-like 1 L homeolog. Gene Ontology annotation, biological process: signal transduction; regulation of signal transduction; regulation of cell growth. Gene Ontology annotation, cellular component: extracellular region; non-collagenous component of basement membrane. The record is from RefSeq and is a predicted model, not a curated record. Lineage: Eukaryota; Metazoa; Chordata; Amphibia; Anura; Pipidae. Gene Ontology annotation, molecular function: serine-type endopeptidase inhibitor activity; insulin-like growth factor binding. The coding region runs from base 335 to 1168 and encodes 277 amino acids. The transcript has 5 exons.